Molecule: messenger RNA, 813 nt
Organism: Penicillium canescens
Lineage: Eukaryota; Fungi; Ascomycota; Eurotiomycetes; Eurotiales; Aspergillaceae
Product: oxidoreductase-like domain-containing protein
Exons: 1
Coding region: 1-813 (270 amino acids)
Cellular component (GO): mitochondrion
Source: RefSeq, a predicted model, not a curated record
AUGGAGUGUCUCUCGACUGGCAUUCGACAUUCACCCAGGAGGACCCGUCUUCACUCUUCCCUUUUAUCUCUUGUAUCGCGUCCUUCCUUUGCCUCACACAGACAGUUUGUUUUGGCUCCGACACUCCGGCGCAUGAAAGCCCACUCCAAUGACCAGUCCGAUGCACAUAAUGCUCCAGUCUCUGUGGAGGAAACUGCCGAUUCUCCUCAGGCCCACCCGCUGGCAGGAUAUUACUCAUUGAUCCUGAAAUCGCCUUCCCCAUACGGUGGUCCUGCGUCGACAUCGCGACCGACCCCGGUUCGGCCCGAACACAAACCGACGCCCGCAACCACUGAUGAACCGCAGAGCCCCCAAGAAAAAAUGGCGAUUGUUUUCGGUACUCGUCUUGCAGGUCCAGGCCGGUCCUCGCGCUACAACCCCGGUGAAGCGCCUCCGGAGUCGACGUGGAGAACAGUCAAUGGGGUUCCCAUCCCCCCUCAGCCCGAAGAACCAGACAACUGCUGCAUGAGCGGCUGUGUACACUGCGUCUGGGAUGAUUUCCGAGAUGAGAUGGAGGAUUGGGCAUUUAGGGUCGCAACGGCCAAGGCCAAAGGCGGUCCUGAGAAGGGGACAGAAGACAUGCGCGCAGCGCCCAGAGCUGAAGUCCGUUCAGCCAGUGGAAGUAUGGACGAUGAUGGAGGUGGCAGUGAAACGAAUUGGUCUAUGCCGAAACAAGAUGAUGAUCUGUUUUCCAACAUCCCGAUUGGCAUCCGCGAAUUCAUGAAGACGGAGAAAAAGUUGCGGUUGAAGCAUCAGAAGGAGGCCACAGCAUGA